This is a messenger RNA of Physella acuta, 2806 nucleotides long. Its product is annotated as mucin-2-like. NCBI's taxonomy places the organism in Eukaryota, Metazoa, Mollusca, Gastropoda, Physidae. The record is from RefSeq and is a predicted model, not a curated record.
CACAGCCGGAUCUAGUGUAAAUGAGUAGCUUCAAUCUACCACAGGCCAAUGGAGGGGUUAGAAACAUGUACGGGACGUGAAAGGUUACUUAGCAACAGCCCAUCAAGAGGAGGUUGCGGCGAAAGUGACCUACUGACCUAGAUAAGGCCACUUGAACAUGCAAGCAUAGAAAACAAUGCGCAGAAACUGGCCCGACAAAACCUAGUCAAAAAAAAAAUAUCUAGUCCAAAUCUCUUGAACGCCGAAUAAGGUCAGGAUAAAAAACAAGAUGAGCAGACGUCAAAAUAGUCCACUUCCGUCCAAUCUUGUCAACACCCGCCCUUCUGGUUCUGGUACCGACCUGUCCUUAGCUCUGGAUCUGUAUCAGCUCAACAUCAGCUAUCAAAUCAAAGACCAGAACAUACUACGCCGCUUGAGAAGCGAGAGUGGAUCCACGCAGCCGAGAGUAGAAACCGGCCAUAGAAAUAACAGACCCAGGUCUUUUGCUGGCGAACACAUCCGAGAUUCACGCGGGACUCCGUCGCCUGGCCCACUAAGAUGUCAAGGCUGUUACGUCACACCCAGCGCGUCCCAAACCUUACACGGAUUGCACGCCAAUGGAACCGCAUCACAAGACAGAUCACCGGAAUUUCCCGUUUCGCCCAGCACGCCAACCGAUACGUCACAGGGCUUUUACGUCUCGCCCAACACACCGACCGACAGCUCACAGGGAAUUCCCGAUACGUGUGAUGCGGUUUUCGGGAAUUCCAGAGAGUUUUACUUCACGCCCAGUGUGUCUGGCUAUGAACUGUCCAUGUCCGAAACAACGCUAACUCCUUCAUCACAAGGGCAUUUUUCACACACCACUCUUACAACUGCAAGUCAUGCAGAGCAACGAAAUGCUUACACCGCUCUUACUUCGACAAGUCCUGCACUUACAGAUUCAACGAUACCAAGAUUUGAUUACAUUCUGACUUCUCUUGAAAACGGUGUUGAACAACAGGUAACGGACCCUGCCUGCUCCGUCCAACGAAGUGUUCCUUACACAACGCUUACACACGAUCUUUGUGAGGAUCAGCGAGUUCCUUACACAGUCAGACUUGACGCAAGUCGCGGUGAACACCGUGUUCCUUACACACCGCUGGAUUCACGGAGCUACAAUCAACAACGUUCUGCUCACACUGUAAAUAAUCCAUCCCAUCCAGUAGGGCUACCUGCCACACCCACUUCUUGCAACACACACAACUACAGCCACAACUACACACCCCAUCACACAUCCAACCACACACACAACCACAUACCCAGUUACACACCCCAUCACACACGUGAACACACAGCCUACCACACCCACUAUUACACACCCAACAGCACUCUAGAUCACCCACACAACCACACACCACACCACUUACCCAACUAUACAUCUGACCAUACCCAAAACUACACACCCCACCACAAACCACACCACUCACCCAACUAUACAUCUGACCAAACCCACAACUACUCACCUCAAUACACACCAAACCACUCACCCAACUACACAUCUGAGCACACCCAAAACUACACACCCCAUCACAUACCCAACCAGACCCACAACUACAUGCCCCUUCACACACCCAACAAUUCACACAACUUCUCACCCCACCACACACCCAACAACACACACAACUAUACACAAAACCACUACACCCCCAACAACACACCCCAGCACACGCCCAUCUACACAUACAAUAAGCCCUACACAACUGGUGUGUCGAGCGGCCACAACACACCUGACUACACACACAGUGUGUAUACUGUGCAGCACGUGCCGACCCGACCAAACUUUGAAUCAAGUACGUGUAGCCAUCACAGUCUAGCGCUACAUCACAGAGCGUCACAUCCGGUGCCACACGGCAGUGAUGGAAAUUUUCUCCACAGAGGUGGAGGCGACAGACCUUUGGGAUAUCUACGUGCUGAUACACAUGCAUCCAGCAAACUGACAGCAACACCAGACCAACUGGCACGGGGACAGCACCCUCAAACCAACUCCCCCGAUCCCCUAAGACAACACCCCCGGACAUACUAAGACAACUCCCACGGACAUACUAACACUAAGACAACACCCCGGACAUACUAACACUAAGACAACACCCCGGACAUACUAACACUAAGACAACACCCCGGACAUACUAACACUAAGACAACACCCCAACAUACUAACACUAAGACAACACCCCCGGACAUACUAACAUAAAAACAUCUGGACCUACUGCCUUUACAGCAAAACCCCAGACCUACCCCAAAUCCAACUACCACUAAAACAUCACUAAACCAAUUGGCUUUAACUCAACACCCCCAGACCGAUUGACACUGAGAUACAACAUCUCGGACCUACUAACACUGAGAUACAACAUCUCGGACCUACUAACACUAAGACAACACCCCUAGACCACUAACGGUAAGACAACACCCCUAGACCACUAACACUAAGACAACACCCCUAGACCACUAACACUUAGAAAACACCCCUAGACCACUAACACUAAGACAACACCCUUAGACCACUAACACUAAGACAACACCCCUAGACCACUAACACUAAGACAACACCCCUAGACCACUAACACUAAGACAACACCCCUAGACCACUAACUCUAAGACAACACCCCUAGACCACUAACACUAAGAAAACACCCUAGACCACUAACUCUAAGACAACUUCUCCAGAUCAACUGGCACCAAUAAAUCGCAAUAUAUCGCCCCCCCCCCACCCCACACCUUCCAACUGGAAGACAGGUUUCUUACGACGCUUCUUCUAAGACUAUAUAAUUCUACUAAUAAAAAUGUG